UUCUCUGCUGCAGGGAUCUGUCCAGGAGCAGAGCUAGACAGCGGCAAUACACAGUAGUACAGAACCGAACAGAACAGAACCGCACAGACGCAGGGCUCCAGCUAUAAGCAGCCCAGAGAGGACCAGGCAACAGAGAGAGAGAGAGAUUGAGAGAGAGGUAUAUAAAGAUAGAGAACCCGCUGUCCACAGAGCCCUCAAGAGGAACACCCCAGAGACUGAGGGAGAGAGAGGGGUGAUCAAAAAGACAGAAACACAGAGGGGAGGAGAGAGGAGAGGACACAGGAGAGAGGAGAGGACACAGGAGAGAGGAGAGGACACAGGAGAGAGGAGUGGACACGGCAUCUCCACGGACACAGGGAACUUUCUGCAGCGCACGAAUCUCUCUACGAUGGUCUGCAUUCUACGCCUUCCUGAGCCACUCAAUUAUUAAUCUUUCCCUUCUCAUCUGAUGUUGAAACAUAACUUUUCCUUUUAAAAGUCUGAGAGACCGACGUCUGGUUUUCCCCAUGAGAAUUCUCUAAAUGGGACUUUGAAAUCUCUACUCUAAGGGCCUCAUCAAGAAGAUAUGUGUUUUCACACUGGAUAAUUUUAAAGGGAGUGGGUGAGGAGGACAGUGGCAGAUCAGCUCCAGUGAGGCUCCAGUGGUCACGUCGGCCAGUCUCUGUCAGGAUGGCUGGCUGUACCUGCCGCUGCAGACAGGGGGUGCUGAAGUUCAUUCAGUCUCUACGCAGACUUGUCUCUGGGACGCUUACCAAAGACAAGAUUGAUGAUGAGUUGGAGAUGACCAUGGUGUGUCACAGGCCAGAGGGUCUGGAGCAGUUGGAGGCCCAGACCAACUUCACCAAGAGAGAGCUACAGAUCCUCUACCGAGGCUUCAAGAAUGAGUGCCCGAGUGGAGUGGUGAAUGAAGAAACAUUUAAACACAUCUACGCCCAGUUCUUCCCCCACGGAGGUACAGUAAACCAGACACCGCUCAUUUCGACACAUAACAUGGCCUUUUCUUGUUUGCGACUCAUUUACAAGCACUCUGGGAUAAAAGCAAACCUCAUGCACGUAUCUGGUUGUGUUGCAGAUGCCAGCACUUACGCUCAUUACCUCUUCAAUGCGUUCGACACGACAAGCAAUGGAUCCAUCAAGUUUGAAGAGUUUGUAAUGGGACUGUCUACACUGCUGCGGGGCACUCUGAGAGACAAGCUGGAGUGGACUUUUCAUCUGUAUGACAUCAACAACGAUGGUUACAUUAACCGAGAGGAGAUGACUGAGAUAGUGAGGGCCAUUUACGACAUGAUGGGGAAAUAUACCUACCCUGCACUCAAGGGAGAUGUCCCGAAGCAGCAUGUGGAUGCUUUCUUCCAGAAAAUGGAUAAAAACAAAAAUGGAGUUGUGACUUUAGAGGAAUUCAUUGUCGCAUGCCAGGAGGAUGAAAUGAUGAUGAGAUCCAUGCAGCUCUUCGAAAAUGUGAUGUAAAAAGGGAGCCGGGCGGAAGGAAGGAGAGAGAGCGUGUUGAAAACAAAUCGAGAGAGAAUUCUGCGUGUGUGUGCUUCAGUCCGUGCGCUCCUGUGCGUACGUCCGAGCACGCGUUUUGUUUAUCUGUGUGUGUGUCAGAGUGGAUGAAUGUGUAUGUAUGUCUAUCUCUCUCAUCCUCUCAUCUAACUUGUCAGCGUCCAUGUGUUUGCCAAAUAAUGUCUCUGCCUAGCUCCAUGCUGUUCUAUGGAUCAGAUGAAGCCAGAACCGCCCAAAUGACCAGAUGAGAGCAACAAGCUCUCACAGUCUCACUGCAGAAUUAGACAUUCAUCCACGUUCUCAAAACGUCAAAUUUCUAAGUGUUUUUGUUGCUCAUGCUGCUCUGUAUCGUUCCAUUUCUCCAAACAUCAAAUUUAGAAGUUACGGGUUAAGUUUAGGCACUCAUUCUGAAUGGUUAAGGUAAGGGUUAAGGUUUGGAAUAGGGUUCAAAUUAAAAAUGAAAAAACCUAUAUCCACGACUGUGAUCAAACACGCAACCUUCUGAGUCACGGGAUUUACCCAAGCCUACUUGAUGGUAAUAGCGCUCCCUGUUGCCCCUAGCGGCCAGUUUUGAAGGCAUUUCCUAACGUCCUCAAGUCAAAUUUCCACGUCAAUCUUGAACGACCUGGCUGCUGAGAGACCCCUGGACUUGAUUGUCAUAUUGCUGAGCCCGGGAGCAUGCAGGUGAAUUAUCUGGAUAAUGCUUCCUGCCUUUUUAUGUGACAUGAAGGUUUGUAAAUCAGAUGAUCAUACAACACAGACUGAAGUGUGAAACAGCUGAGAAAUCUCAAACCUAUACGCUGCUCCCCGCUUAAUAUGUGGAAACCCUACCUCCGGAAACUACACUGGGCUACUUUGGGUUCUUUUGACUUUGUUCUUUUUGCCAAAAUAGAUGCAUGCUUGACCCAGAGGGAUCCCUCCCAUAGAAAUAGAAUCGUGAUUCUACUCUAUGCACCCGACCAUCCGUGUGCUUGACCGGGACAUGGACCUUUAAUAACCUCUUGACCUCUGUAUUUAACUCAUGCGUCCAGUGAAUGAUUUAUGUACCAAUAUGAUCUACUUAUCUACUUGUUUAUUAACGUGUUUAUGCUGUAAAAUAUGAGGUUGUCCGAAUGUAUUAUUUGUUGGUUUUAAGUGUCAGAUGUCGUGUCCGUUUUACUAUUGUCGUGGUGACCUCCGUACCUCUGUGUUGGCUUUGCUGUCGCUCUCCCGUCUAUUCCUGUAGUUGUCUGUCUGUCCCUGACAGAUGCCUGUUAUAAUGUGUGCUUACAAAUACACCCAAUAGACUUGGUUUAUGACUAUGAUGAUACAUAAUCUUGUAUGUUGGCUGAAUCUAACUAAUGAUGGGAAAUGACCAUCUGCGUAAUGCAAUGUGAAUGGUGUGACUUAUCUGUUGAAGUGUGCAUUUACAGUAUAUAUGUGUCUAAACCCAUUGAGGAAAACAGAAAUGUGAACUAAGUAUUAUUAUGGAGUGAGGGAAUGUGUCAGUAAAACAAAGGUAUGGAAAGACACUGAGACACAGUAGUUAGCUAUAAAAAAAUAUACAAAAUUAUCACAGACCAACGCCACCACUCUAAUGUCGAACAAUUAUUUUUUUUCUUCAAGGAAUUACUCAUUUGUGUCGACUUUGUCGGUUCCCCCUCAGUGUGUAAGAUGGUAAAUAUAUUGAAUUAGUUUAGCUCCGGGUUUCAAAAGGGCAAAACAAUAUGAAUACAAAAUGUAAGCAACAGGUGCACCUCAUACAAAACUCUAUCUCAGACUGGGACCGAUGGAAAGAUUUAGAUUGGAGAGAGUUUCAGCUUUCAUGUUAUGUUGUACAGUGCAAAUGCUAUCAAUAAAAUGUUUUAGAGAAUA
Oncorhynchus keta (chum salmon) is the source of this 3357-nucleotide messenger RNA. RefSeq names its product Kv channel-interacting protein 1-like. The coding region runs from base 670 to 1467 and encodes 265 amino acids. The record is from RefSeq and is a predicted model, not a curated record. Gene Ontology annotation, molecular function: calcium ion binding; potassium channel regulator activity; transmembrane transporter binding. Gene Ontology annotation, cellular component: voltage-gated potassium channel complex. NCBI's taxonomy places the organism in Eukaryota, Metazoa, Chordata, Actinopteri, Salmoniformes, Salmonidae. The transcript is spliced from 9 exons. Gene Ontology annotation, biological process: regulation of potassium ion transmembrane transport.